This is a messenger RNA of Andrographis paniculata, 1517 nucleotides long. RefSeq names its product 4-hydroxy-tetrahydrodipicolinate synthase, chloroplastic-like. The transcript has 3 exons. The record is from RefSeq and is a predicted model, not a curated record. Lineage: Eukaryota; Viridiplantae; Streptophyta; Magnoliopsida; Lamiales; Acanthaceae. The coding region runs from base 303 to 1361 and encodes 352 amino acids. Gene Ontology annotation, molecular function: 4-hydroxy-tetrahydrodipicolinate synthase activity.
UUGACGAAGAAAUAAUAACCGGCAUAUAAAAAAGCCCUAAAUAGAAUCCCUGUUCGCCGCCGCAUCCAAAAACCCUUCCGAUUUACUCCACGCCCCACCGCCGCCGCCAGUCGCCGCCCACUCCGCCUGAGUCGAGCACUUUCUAAUGCGGAUCAGAUCGAGCUACCUGAGCACUACUCAUACACUCGAUUUCGUAAUUGCUCCGACUUUCCGAAUUAUUACGUGAUCUGCAACAAGCUUGCGCCGAUUUUUGCUCUUCUUUUUUUUGUCAUUUGUGGUCUGCUUGUCUCGAGUUUCUAUCGAUGGCGUCGGCGAUUGGAUGUUGCUCUCUCAAAAUUGCACACCAAGGAAGGUUGGCAAAAUGGAGGGCGCCCAGAGCAGCUGUGGUGCCUAACUUUCAUCUUCCCAUGAGAAGCUACGAGAUUAAAAAUAGGACCAAUGCUGAUGAGAUAAAAUCACUUAGACUGAUUACUGCAAUCAAAACUCCUUAUCUGCCAGACGGCAGAUUCGAUCUAGAGGCCUAUGAUGCCUUAGUGAACUUGCAGAUAAAAGGAGGUGCUGAAGGGGUGAUUGUUGGCGGCACCACCGGUGAAGGUCAGCUGAUGAGCUGGGAUGAACACAUCAUGCUCAUUGGCCACACAGUAAAUUGUUUUGGUGGAUCGAUCAAAAUCAUCGGAAACACCGGAAGCAACUCAACAAGAGAAGCCAUGCACGCCACUGAACAAGGAUUUGCUGUUGGAAUGCACGCCGCCCUCCACAUCAAUCCUUACUAUGGCAAGACCUCUCUCGAGGGUCUCGUCUCUCAUUUCGAAAGCGUGCUUCCUAUGGGCCCCACAAUUAUCUACAACGUACCAUCACGUACCGGCCAGGACAUCCCUCCGCAUGUUGUUCUCGCACUAGCCCAGAACCCCAACUUGGCGGGCGUCAAGGAAUGUGUCGGACACGAUAGGGUAGAGCAGUACACAUGUCAGGAAGUUGUUGUAUGGAGCGGGAACGACGACCAAUGCCAUGACUCUAGGUGGGACUUUGCAGCAGCAGGUGUAAUCUCCGUGACGAGCAACUUGGUACCCGGUCUGAUGCGAGAACUGAUGUUUGGGGGAAAGAAUCCGUCUUUGAAUUUGAAACUUAUGCCUCUGAUCAAGUGGCUUUUCCACGAGCCAAACCCGAUUGGCGUAAACACAGCCCUUGCUCAGCUGGGAGUAGUGAGGCCGAUCUUCCGGCUGCCAUAUGUCCCCCUUCCCCUGCCCAAGAGGAUCGAAUUUGUGGAGAUAGUGAAGGAUAUUGGGCGCGAGCAUUUCAUCGGGGACAAAGAUGUUGCUGUCCUGGAUGACGAUGACUUCGUUCUCAUCGGUCGGUAUUAGCUGUCAGCUGUAGCAACAUACAUACAUAAGGUUAGUACUUGGUUUAUCAAGUCUUUAACUGUGUGUUUGUGCGGACAUUCUUGUAUUUUGGGCAUCUAUGGGCUAUUUAAGGUUAUGACAUGACCUUGUGGAAAUAUGUGUUGGUGAAUCUGUCUU